This is a messenger RNA of Varanus komodoensis (Komodo dragon), 2530 nucleotides long. Its product is annotated as F-box/LRR-repeat protein 8-like. The transcript is spliced from 3 exons. Bases 180 to 1313 code for a protein of 377 amino acids. Lineage: Eukaryota; Metazoa; Chordata; Lepidosauria; Squamata; Varanidae. Gene Ontology annotation, molecular function: protein binding. The record is from RefSeq and is a predicted model, not a curated record.
ACUGCAGGGUCACUCACUGCACACCACACCGUUGUCCCGUGGCUUCCUCCGUCGUCUCGUAUUGUGAGCCCAUUGAGAAAGGAACCGGUGGCUUCUGCAGGCGGGAGAGGGAAGGAGGAACAGCGGUUCUGUCAGUACUGAGAGCUUGUUUUGCAGGGAGGAAGUGCAGACCUGGGAAGAUGCCUACACCAGCCGCAGAUGCUUGGAGAUAUUUGCCUGAAGAAAUCCUGGCCCACAUCUUUUACUACCUGCCUCUGAAGGACAGGGAAGCCGCCUACCACGUCUGUCAGCACUGGGCUGUGGCGGUGUCUUCUAGUCCUGUCUGGGCGUUUACGGAGAUCAGUUGCGACGCGGAGGAAGGUACGUUGCUGAGCUUGCACCCGUUCUUGCCCCACAUCAAGCACCUGAAGAUCACGUUUGAUCAGUCCAAGCAGGCGACCCGGAGGAACGUCACCCGGAUCUUGGCCCUGCUGGCGGAGCAGGGCCACAAGCUGCAGGCGCUGUGCAUUGAGUGCCGAGGAGAGAACCCUUACUUCUAUUCUGGCCAGGACAUCCUGCAGAGCAUUCAAGGGAUCUGCCAGAGCGAGAACGGGAUCGAUCUUCGGUACGUUGACUUUCGGAAGAUGCCCUUCACGCUGGAUGACGGCCUUGUGCGACUGAUGGCCUUCAGCUCCCCCAAACUGCACACGCUGUUCAUCAACAACCGCACUCUGGUGUGCAACGUCAAACCCAGCACCCUCGUCGAGGUCCUGCAGGCUUGUCCCAGACUCUCCACUUUGGGGGUUUAUUAUGCUAGCUUGUCUGAGGAAGUGUUCCAGGAAGUGGUGGGGGCAAGCAGGAGCACCUUCAAGUGCCUCGACAUUUUCUGUGAGCGCCUGGACAAGUACAUCCCUGUCAUCCCGGAAAAGCUUUGGGCUGCGGUGAGCGAGAAAUAUCCGCAGCUCCAAGUCAAGCUGGAGUUCGACCACACGGUCCCCGCUUGGAAGAUCCCUCGGAUUCUCAAGGCAAACAUCCCGGUCUCGACGCUGCAGCUUAAUACCUACACAUACAUGGUGAAGCAGAUUGAGUUCGUCACCAGCAACUACAGCAGGACGCUGGAGGUGCUCGUCCUCCGAACCACCUCCUCGGACGACCUCAACUCCUCCCUGAUCGAGCUGGCCAAGCGGUGCGUGCGCCUGAGGGAGAUCCACUGCUACUGCGUGGUGAGCCCAGGUGUGGUGGAGGCAUUCCUUCUGCACUGCACAGGCCUGAAAUGCUACACGCUCAAGACGACCAAAGAACGCAGCCCUUGGGGUGCAACUGUAGUCCAGUGAUUGGCAGCUGGGCCAUUGCAGCCGUGCUCCCCGGCAGCAGGAGCGGCGCUGGCCGGAUUGUGUGGUUACCACCUCCGCCACCAGCUGGGUUUCCUCCCGCUGAGCUGCCACUAUCAGGCAAGACUCCAGUUCCUUCUCCUCUCCUCCGCUGCAGACUGCUUGCUUACCUGCUCUGUGCUCUGGCCCAGAGAACAUAGUGCUGAGAAGGACCAGCAGCGAGCAGCCCUGCCUCUUCGCUCGUUGGCUGUCUGCUUGCCAGGCAAGCCAGCGGAGGUCCUGGCGACGAGAGCUGUUGCAGAAACGGGCAACGACGCUGGAAGGAAGGCAGGGCCUUGAGGGGAGGGCAGCCUGCUGCAGGUGUCCAGCCCACAGGUCUCCAGAACGUGGUGUUGGCAUGACUAAAGGACUUUGCUGUGCAAGUUUCGCUGGAGUCAGCAGCUGGUGUUUUGGAGCACGCUGAAAUUAGGUGCCAUCGAGUCUAUCAGGUGAUAUGAAACACACACCGAUCCCAUUAUCUCACAUUAUUACUCUGCUUUUGCACUAGGCACAGGUUAGUAAAAAUAGCACCAGAGGUGCAGGUCGGUAUAUUUUUCCAGCUCUUGUACAAUCACAGAAGUACACAAACUGAUUUUAUGGCCUUUAAUAAUUCACAAUAAAUAUUUGCAGACAGAAAUACAGUAUUGUUCAUGCAGGGGCAAAAAGCACAUGCAGAAAUACAAGGGGUCUUCAAAAAGUUUAUGCACUUUUUAAAACUCUAUUUAUUUAUUUAAAACUUUUAUAUACCGUCCCAUCAUUGAUGUCUCAGGACGGUGUACAACACCACCAAUAAAAUAAACUUUAUUAAGCUUAAUAAAAUGUAUUAAGAAUUUCAAAAAUAAAUCACAUCAGUUUUCUACAUAGUUACCUUCCUUUGCAAUGCAUUUUUCCCAGCAACAUACCAACUUUUUAAUGCCAUCAGCAAAAAAAAUAUUUAUAAAAUAUAAAGGUAUUGAAACUUUUUGAAGACCCCUUGUAUAUAGACUGCAAUGGAUGGAGUCACCUGUAUUAGGUCAAAAUGUUAACUCCAGCAUCCAAACUUGAGCUUCCUCGGCUAGUUUCGUGGCAUUAAAGCCAGAGGAAAAAAUAAUGUUCACUACCAGUUUAUGUAUGUAUGUAUGUAUUUAUUUAGCAGACUUACAUGCCACCCCAUUCGCCUAAGCCUCGGGGCAGCUUACAAA